CGGGCGGCUUGUGCGCCCCUGCAGCCGUGCGCCCUGGGCGCGCCCUCGCCAUGGCUAGCGGCGGCUCCAAGGCGGCCGCCUCGCUCUUCAAGCGCACGCUGGCCCUGUCCCCGCCACGCGGCGGAGCUGGAGGGGGGCGCGGCGGCGGCGGCGGCGGCGGCGGCGGCUCCUCGGGCUUCUGCUUGGCCGGCGGGGGCCGGGCGCGCUCGGGCACCCCGCCGCCCGCCCGACCGCCGCCGCCGCCCUCGAGGCCUCGCUUCCUGAGCACUCAGGUCGCCCCUCCGCCUGCGCUCUUGUUGCAGGACUCGCUUAGCGACAGCCUCCGCCUGUGCUACAGGUACCUGAACCAGACCAGCCGGAGCUUCGCCGCCGUCAUCCAAGCGCUCGACGGGGAGCUGCGCCACGCGGUGUGCAUCUUCUACCUGGUUCUCCGAGCUCUGGACACAGUUGAGGACGACAUGACGAUCAACCUUGAAACCAAGGUCCCCAUGCUGCACAACUUCCACUCCUACCUGUAUGAGCCGGACUGGAAAUUCAUGGACAGCAAAGAGAAGGAUAAACAAGUCCUGGAGAAUUUCCCGACGAUCUCCUUGGAGUUCCGGAACCUGGCAAAGGUGUAUCGGGAUGUGAUUGCUGACAUUUGCCACAAGAUGGGCCUGGGCAUGGCUGAAUUUUUGGAAAAGAAGGUGGAUUCCGAGAAGGAAUGGGACAAGUAUUGCCACUACGUCGCUGGCCUUGUGGGCAUUGGCCUCUCCCGGCUCUUCUCCGCGUCGAAGCUGGAAGACCCCCUCGUCGGCCAGGACACGGAGCUCGCCAACUCCAUGGGGCUUUUCCUGCAGAAAACCAACAUCAUUCGGGACUACCUGGAAGACCAACUCGAGGGCAGAGAGUUUUGGCCCAUAGAGGUUUGGAGCAAGUAUGUGAAGAAGCUGUCGGACUUUGCCAAGCCCGAGAACCUGGACAAGGCCGUGCAGUGCAUGAACGAGCUCAUCACCAACGCCUUACACCACGUCCCCGAUGUCUUGACCUACCUGUCCCGCCUGAAGAACCAAAGCGUGUUCAACUUCUGCGCGAUUCCGCAGGUGAUGGCCAUAGCUACCCUGGCCGCCUGCUACAACAACCAGCAGGUCUUCAGGGGUGUAGUGAAGAUUCGGAAGGGGCAAGCCGUCACACUGAUGAUGGAUUCCACCAACAUCCAAGCCGUCAAAGCCGUCAUGUACCAGUACGUGGAAGAGAUCUACCAGAAGAUCCCAAGCUCGGACCCUUCCGCCCGCAAAACGCAACAGAUCGUUGCCUCCGUGCGCUCGAUGAGUCUACCCAGCAACGGCAGCCUGGCCUCCCGGGCCCAUUACUCGCCCAUCUACUUGUCCUGCGUUAUGCUUCUAGCCGCACUGAGUUGGCAGUACCUGAGCAGUGUCUCCAAAGCGGCGGAGGAAUUUGUGCACACCGAGAACUGAGAGGCUCGCAAUUGAGGGGCGGGAGGCGUCAUUCUGGAACGGGAGAACGUGUUGUAAUCCCAGGACUGUACGGAGAAAGACUUGGGAUCUUUCAUGGCGAGCCGGUUUUGGGCUGGAAGCGUCCGGCUAGAAGCAGCGAUUGGCUUUGAAGGAACUAACCCAACGACGACUUCCGAACGGAGGGCCUUUUUCUCUCCCCCUUUUGAAUGAACUGGUUACAGAUGAGUCUGUUGUUUGAGUCUUAAUGUUUCUUUUCUGCAGAGCGUUUGAUCUGCGGGAUGGCUUGUUUGUUUAUGUAAGGUGUUUUUUAACUAGGACGUUUGAAGAUGCCUCUUUGUUGCUCACGAAUUUUGACAGUAAAAAAAAAAAAA
Elgaria multicarinata webbii is the source of this 1828-nucleotide messenger RNA. It is a transcript of the gene FDFT1, whose product is annotated as farnesyl-diphosphate farnesyltransferase 1. Gene Ontology annotation, cellular component: endoplasmic reticulum membrane. Bases 51 to 1457 code for a protein of 468 amino acids. Gene Ontology annotation, molecular function: squalene synthase [NAD(P)H] activity. The record is from RefSeq and is a predicted model, not a curated record. Gene Ontology annotation, biological process: cholesterol biosynthetic process; farnesyl diphosphate metabolic process. Lineage: Eukaryota; Metazoa; Chordata; Lepidosauria; Squamata; Anguidae. The transcript is spliced from 7 exons.